AUGGGUAAAAAGUCAAAAAUCAGGACAGUCACUAAAGUGAAAGAAAUAAUUAUCAGCUCACAUGAAAUCUCAGCUGAUUUCAGCUCAUUUCUAGGUGAAAACCCACUUAGUUUGUCAGAAAUUCAGCAAGCCAAAGAGGAAUUUAUCGAUGAAUUAAAAACUUUAUACACCAAAUGCUACGAUUUGUUCAAAGAGCUUUUACACCGCACAAAAUCAGGCCUAAGCAACAAGUCUUACUCUUUUCCAGCAGGAAUAUUGAAAAAUGAUACAAUUCCUAUAAUUUUAUGCCAAGUACAAAAAUAUGACCCAAGUAAUGAGAUCAAGCACAUCUUUUGUGCCCAUUUAGACAAUUUCAUUGGACAGCUAAUUUCUGAUAUAAAAUCAAAUUCAGGAAUAAUCAUGAGAGUUGUUUUAGAUGCGUACAAUAUUUUGGUUUAUGCAUCAAAAGAAGCCGCCAAUUUAACUAGGUGCAUUUUUGGGGAUGAUUCAAAGCCUGAGCACACUCUUUUAUCGAUUUUCGUAAAAUUUUCUAAAAUAUGAUUAUUUAUAAUAUAUUUAUUAAAAAAUAAAAAUUUGUGAUUUUUUAUCUAUGACAAGAAUGCUAUUUUAUGAGAAAUUAAGCGAUGAUAAAUUUCUCAGCCGUAUAACCCAAAGGUCUAAUUGUGAAGAUUCUUACUCCCCCUACUCUAAGAGCUGAUAAAAAAAUUCUGUUCGCUUAAUAUAUAUUUUUUUAAAAAAUUCAUAUAUAAACUUUAUAGUAAUUUUUAAUAAUAAAAAAUUGAGAAGUCAAGAUUUAUUAAAAUAUUUUUUUUUCAUAAUAAAUGUUUGGGAUUUUUUCAAUGGUUUUUCUCUCUGACAGAGGGGGAGUUAUGAAAAAGAAAAAAAUUCAUUCCCAGAAUUAGAUUUAAAAAUCAACUCAAAUACAAUUUUAGAUUAUUGAGAAAAAAUUCAGAAGGAGUCGCCUACAGAUCUUAAAAGUAAUGAUGAAAAAAAUAGUGAAGAGCCUCAAGCUGCCCAAAAGAAAAAAAAAUCAAGAAAACGCAAAAAAAAAUCCCAGGUAAAUGAAACCCUAUCAGAAGUUGAUAAAGAAAUUCAAGAAUUUGAGUUAAAGUUAUCUACAGAAAUAAAUAAUGAAAAGAAAAUCAAGCCAAAUAUAAGUCAAGGCUGGAUUGAAAAUUUACGACUACAAUUGAGUAAUAGAUGUUAA
Molecule: messenger RNA, 1207 nt
Organism: Blepharisma stoltei
Lineage: Eukaryota; Ciliophora; Heterotrichea; Heterotrichida; Blepharismidae
Source: the annotation of a GenBank genome assembly